This is a messenger RNA of Otolemur garnettii (small-eared galago), 890 nucleotides long. RefSeq names its product HD domain containing 2 (gene HDDC2). Gene Ontology annotation, molecular function: 5'-deoxynucleotidase activity. Gene Ontology annotation, cellular component: cytoplasm. The record is from RefSeq and is a predicted model, not a curated record. The transcript has 6 exons. The coding region runs from base 24 to 632 and encodes 202 amino acids. NCBI's taxonomy places the organism in Eukaryota, Metazoa, Chordata, Mammalia, Primates, Galagidae.
CGCCCACCCGGAUCCGGGUCCUUAUGGCCAUGGCCUCGGCCUCAUCGGGUCGCGGGGUCGGGUCACUGCUCCAGUUCUUGCGAUUGGUGGGGCAGCUGAAGAGAGUCCCACGGACUGGCUGGGUAUACAGAAAUGUUGAGCGGCCAGAGAGCGUGUCAGAUCACAUGUAUAGGAUGGCAGUUAUGGCCAUGGUGAUCAAAGAUGACCAUCUAAACAAAGACCGAUGUGUGCGCCUAGCCUUGGUUCACGAUAUGGCAGAAUGCAUCGUGGGGGACAUAGCACCAGCAGAUAACAUCCCCAAAGAAGAAAAACAUAGGCGAGAAGAGAAAGCUAUGAAGCAGAUAACCCAGCUCCUACCAGAAGACCUCAGAAAGGAGCUCUAUGAACUUUGGGAAGAGUAUGAGACCCAGUCUACUGCAGAAGCCAAGUUUGUGAAGCAGCUGGACCAGUGUGAGAUGAUUCUUCAGGCAUCUGAAUAUGAAGACCUUGAGAACAAACCCGGGCGACUGCAAGACUUCUACGACUCCACCGCAGGAAAAUUCAGUCACCCUGAGAUUGUCCAGCUUGUUUCUGAACUUGAGGCAGAAAGAAACGCUAGCAUAGCUGCAGCCACCAGUGAGCCACCCUCCUGAGGCGCUGUCUGUGGCCGCACUCCUGUAACACACAUUUUAUUGUUCUGUUUCAUGGUAUCGUGUUUUGCCAUUGUUGGUCUGUUAGUUUCCCUAGAUGUGUCUGUUUAUUUUUAAUUGUCUGGACUUCAACAAGAAACAUGGUGAAAGUUCGGCACUAAAAGAAGCCACAGGGCAGAAAGUGGUCAUGAAAAUGCUGUGCACGAAGACUGGGACUGGGGUGCCUUUUUUAUAAACUAAAUAAAUGUUAAACACCUAAAA